Penaeus indicus is the source of this 4747-nucleotide messenger RNA. Its product is annotated as rho guanine nucleotide exchange factor 11-like. The record is from RefSeq and is a predicted model, not a curated record. Gene Ontology annotation, biological process: G protein-coupled receptor signaling pathway. The coding region runs from base 1 to 2646 and encodes 881 amino acids. Lineage: Eukaryota; Metazoa; Arthropoda; Malacostraca; Decapoda; Penaeidae. Gene Ontology annotation, molecular function: G protein-coupled receptor binding; guanyl-nucleotide exchange factor activity. Gene Ontology annotation, cellular component: cytoplasm. The transcript is spliced from 15 exons.
AUGGCUUGUGAUGUUGACGCGGAGUCAGGCCUCAUCUCGGGGAACUCGGGUAGUUCCUCAAACUCAAGUCUUUCACCAAGCCAGGAGAGUCCGAGCACGUCCCUGGAGCACGUGUCUCGGGCGGACGUGCCCCUGCCCGCGCCCGUGCUGGAGAACGACUCCGACAUCGAGGCGGAGCUGGACCUCCCCAACUGGCAGAAACUAGUCUCGCACGACCAAAUCAAGCGACUCAAGCCCAAGGAACGCAAGAGGCAGGACACUAUAAAUGAAUUGUUCCACACUGAACGGACGCAUGUACGGGUCCUGAAAGUUUUAAAACACCUCUUCCACCUGCCUAUGCUGGAGGCAGGAAUUUUAUCCAAAGAGCAGUCUGAAAUGCUUUUCCCUAAUAUUGACCAAAUCCUGGAGAUCCACACAACCUUCAACCAGGCCAUGAAGAAGAGAAGAGAGGAGGAGCCACUCGUACUCAGAGUUGGAGAUCUUCUUGUCAAUAUGUUUGACGGAGAGCAAGGAGAGCACUUUCAGCAACAGGCGGCAGAAUUUAUUCGGAUGCAGGGUAUAGCUUUAGAGAACCUUAAACAGAAGCAGAAGAGAGACCAGAGACUCUCAGCAUUCCUUCAGGAGCAAGAAAACAACCCAGCAUGCCGAAGACUUCAACUCAAGGAUAUGCUGCCUGCGGGCUUCCAGAGGUUAUCAAAGUACCCUUUAUUGACUGAGUCUCUCUUAGCAUAUACUGACAGUAACAAACAACCCGAAGAAUAUGAACAAAUAUCUCGCGCUCUGGAAAGAUCAAAGGAGAUCCUAGCCUAUGUAAAUGCCGCAGUUCAGGAAGCAGAAAAUAACCAGAAACUAAGUGAGAUACAACGGAGACUUGACCAAUCUUCCCUUGCAAAGAACAAGCAUGGACACUCUGAUGAGUUAAGAGGCAAUCUGGACCUAACUAAACACAAGCUCAUUUACGAAGGUCCUUUGACCUGGAGAAUUGCCAAGGGUCAGAAGAAUAUAGAUCUUCAUGUACUUCUUCUAGAUGAGUUUAUAGUUCUUCUACAAAAAGCAGAUGACAAAUAUAUUUUGAAGAACCACUCCAUCAACAAGUCACUUGGGAAAGAUGACAACAAAUUAACUCAUUCUCCAAUCAUCAAAUAUGGACCAUCAAUGCUCUUCCGAGCUGUGGCAACAGACCGAUGUGCAUUCUUCAUAGUCACGACCCAGUCGGGGGGAGCGCAUAUCUACGAGCUGGUCACCAUAUCUGCAAAUGAACGGAAGGUAUGGUUCCGCCACAUCCAAGAAGCCCAAGAGGCAUAUGGGGCGCGGGAUGGGCGCAACAGAAGGUCGCAGCCCCCGACGCCUCUGCCAGACCCUGACGAUCACCCAGGCUCAUCAGGGGAUGCUCUCAGAGAUGUUGAUGAUGAUGUUGAUGGGGGUGAAACAGCAGAAGGCACAAAUGAUAUUUCUGGUGACACCAAAGCACAGUCAGGCAGUGGAAAGGCUACUGAACCAGCAGUCAAGCCCGAGGAGCCUUUGAGCAGCACCUCGACAGCAUCACAACCUCCUGCUUCAUCUGAGACCCUUGCUAAUAAGACAGCAGAGGCUGAUGGGGCGAGCAGCGGCAGUAGCGGCCCAGGCGGCCCAUCCCCAUCGGCUGGCCGGAGCCCUGCCUCUGGUCGCCGUCUGCAGGAGGUCCAGAUCAUCCAGAUUGUGGAGGGCCCGACGCUCAUCCAACCCUCCGAGGUGAAGGUUUCUCAGGGAGUGGUCCUCUCUGCAGAGCCUGUUCUCACCCCAAUAGAACAUCUACGACGGAAAGACCUGAAGAUCCGCCAGGCUUUGGAGGAAAAACAGCACAUCAUUGCAGACAUCUUAAACAUUCCGCACAAGCACUUUGAGAAUGUGGCUGACAUGGCUGGUGAACCAGCUGUUGGGAACAAGGAACCAAGAGAAUUAGUGUUAGCUGCCAUGUACCAGGCCAAGUGUUUGCAAGAAACGCUCAAUGAAGCACUUAACAUCCGGGAAUCGGAUAUAGUAGCUGCAAGAGCCAAUAAUGAUAGUGCCAAUAAGCUUUCAAGUUUACCCCUGUAUCAAGCUCCUAUGACAAAGCUUAUGGCCAUAUCUACAUCCUUGUCACAACAGCUGUCGUCUUUAUUGAAUUUAGUGUCAGAACGUGAUGACGAGCGCGAUCGCAUGCGCAAAGAGCUUGUAGCCUCCAGAGAACGGCUGCAUCUUCUGCACAUGAGGCAAAACUCUCUAACGAACCAGACAUCAACACCCACCCAACACUCAGAUGUCACCACCAGCUCUUCCACCACGGCUGCCACCCCUCCUACUGCCACCUCUCCACACACCUCCCGACCAAGCUCUUUUGUGUCGGUGGCCUCCUCAGUGCCUGAUCAUUCAGAUUCUCUAGACCACCACGAUACGGACGAAGAAGGUCGGGGCGACGCUCCCAAGGUGAACAGCACCCACCAGGACGAGGGAGAAGAUUCAAAGGAAGGCUCUGUGGCAGAGACAUUUGAAGAUGCCGUAAGUGGGUCAGAGCCAGCAGACACAGCAGCAGGAGAGGGAGAGCAUUCAUCAGGAAACAGGGAGUGUCUUGGGGAUGGAGCUGCAGUCAGAGGACCUGAGGGCAUAACGGAGUCAAGCACCACCUGAGGCCAGCAGAAAGAUGGUGGUGGUGGAGCUUCCUCCUCAUGGUUGUCGAAAGAUGUGCUCUGCUACACCCUGAGGGGAACAUGCAGGAAUCAUGUACCUCUGUAGCUGCCUUCUCUGCACAGCCUUUUUGGCUUCAACAGAAGGAAGAUGGAGGCUGGAGUGCAAAUCCCUGGCUUGGUGGCCCAGUCCUCCUAACUCUCCAAUCAUAGUGGAGUUACAUUGUCAAUAUAUAUUGAAAUUCAUAUAACAAGCGGGCUAGACAGCUUUGGUUACAGACCUGAGCAUAGCAACACAAAUUAUAUUUAAUUUACUGUGUAUGAUAUUGUAAAUGAGAAAAUAAUAUUAAAAUUCAUAUAAUUAUUGACUCCUGAUAGAGACGUUAUUGGCAGUGUGCAUGUGCAACAUAUGAACCAGACUGGCUGGACUUGGCAGUUAUCAUGACCAAUCAGCAUCGUGUAAAUACUAUAUCGUGGCCGUGUGUUGUGACACCUAAGCCCAGUGCACCCGAUGUUGGUACAGGGGUCUCCGUACAAUAUGUUUGGUACUGCGUAUACCAGGCUAUAUUUCUCAGUUGGGAGCUCAUCAUUAACUGAUAUUGAUUUUGGUAGCAUGUGGAACAAAUUUUUAAGGUUGUAAUGAAGAAGAUCUGUAUAGCAAAGAAAUUGGCUAAUUUUUUUUUAGGUCAACAAAUAUUUUGGUUGUAACUUUACCACCCAUUUGAUGUUGUCAGAUUGUUAUAUUGCAAGUAUACCUCAAUCUGUGUAUCCUGAAAUAAACCCGGUUCUGUCAGUAGUCUCAUACCACUUCCUGCUACUCACAUGCUACAGCCCAAUUUGACAUGGAAAUGAAUCUCCCAACAAGUGAAACCUCUCAGUCAGCUCUUUCAUUCAGUGUUUGUUGUUCUUUGUUCAAAUAUUGUAAACAAGUCACCUGGUGUCGUUUACGUUCCUAGUCCUUUGUGUUGCAGAUUGCUAUCAUCCUGCUGAGCGACUGUGGACCAACACCUGAUUUCUAAAAGUCACUAUGUUAGCAUGACAUACCUCUUUAUAUAGGACCAUCACCACUGAGUAAUUUGUGUAGCCCUUCAGGAGGAAUUGAAGGACCACUUGGGUACUUUGAUAGAAAGAGAGAACAAAUGAAGAGUUUAAGAACAGGUACACGUAUGUUCAUUGUGCAAGAGGAAUAGAACAUGCAUGGAUGUGGGCAUAAUUUACAGAAGCUCACACUCACACUCACACUCACUGUGUCUGUCAGUCUGUCUUUGUAUAUAUAUAUAUAUCUAUGUAUAAGUGGUAUAUCAGUUGCAUGUUGUGUGUGCAUCAGUUGUGUGUAAGUGUGUGAUAGACAUAUAUGAAUAUAAAUACAGGCAUAGGCAUAGGCAUAAACAUAGACACACAUUGACAUGCAACACACACCAUGCAAAUCAAUGUUAUUUCCAAGCUGGACCUCCAGCCAUCUACAUUGCCAGAUUUUUACCUGAUCAAGUGCCGUCAGAGUGAUGUCCAAAUGUAUUAUGUUUAUAGACAAUGUUGAGUAUGAUGUAUCAUAUAUAUAAUCAUGUUCAUUCUUGUCUUAUUAAAUUUUUGGUUGAUUAUGCCUAAAGGGUUUUGAAUAUGUAGUCAGUAUCCUAUACUGUUCGUGUGAGGACAGUAGAGACAGCUGAUCUGAGAUUAGGGUCAUCCCAGCAGAAGUAAAAUCAGUAUAAAGUGGUGAUGGAAGACUCUGCAUCUUUUCUGUGUAUUGGCAACCAAGCCCAUAUGGAAUUACAAAUGCAUAGAUAUAGUAUGACGUGGGAUAUAGAACCUGGGAUUGACAGUGCGUAUGGAAGGAAAGUAAAGGAAUGGGGAUUAGCAAUACAUGUUUCCAGUGCCAUGUUCCCCAGGCUUGGCCCAACACUCCAUGGCCACUUCUCAGUCAUCACAAAAAGGGUGUUUGUUCUCUUAUUCAUUUGUCUGUACAUAUCUUUGUUGCCCAAAGGGUAGACAGUAAACACAUUACCACAAAAGUGAUCAUUUGUAAAUUGUAAUAACAUUAUUGUAUAACCUGUCAGCAUAAUGUAUAGCGCAGCCUAAGUGCGAAAGUAAUAAAAUGACUAAAGCAA